Messenger RNA from Astrephomene gubernaculifera, 890 nucleotides. The record is from the annotation of a GenBank genome assembly. Lineage: Eukaryota; Viridiplantae; Chlorophyta; Chlorophyceae; Chlamydomonadales; Astrephomenaceae.
AAAUUAGUCACUGCAUUAUACGGCCUGUCUUAUUAUGUCUUACAAGUAACAUUAUAGGAGGGCUCGCACACAAUUUUAACCAGAUACCGACUUUCAACGGCAGUUGUCUUUGUCACUGACUUCCCAGGUUUUAUACCAUCACGAUAUACUAGGAUCACUUCAUAAUUUACUAGGAAAAAUGACAGAGUACUGGAAAAGCAAUGCCAUGCACUGGUGCGACAUCUGCAAAUGUUGGAUGAAUGACACCAAGCAGGCGCGGCUAAACCAUGAAAGAGGAGCACAGCACCAGGCGAAGCUUGAAAAGAAGCUCCGCGAUAUGGCCCACAAGGCCGACCAAGAAGUCAAGACCAAGGCUGCUAACGAAGCUGCCAUGGAUAAGAUCGAAGCGGCGGCUCGCAAGCAGUUUGCGAAGGACCAGGCAGCGGCGGAAGCGGCGAGGCAGGCUGCCAAGGAGGCGGCGGGCGUUUGGAGCUGGGAGGCGGACAGCAGCUACUAUUACAACGCGGCGCACAGGUGGUAUUACGACCCCAAGACCAGCUGGUACUACGGCGGGGAACCCAGCCCGGAGUGGUCGCAUAGCCCCCCGCUGCCGCCCGAUGCCUUGUUCGGUACGGCACCGCAUGAGGGCGGCCCCGUACCGCAGGGGGCAGCAGCAGCAACAGCAGCGCCGCAGCAGCAGGGGCAGGGGCAAGGAGGCGGCGCGGCGGGCAGCAGCAGUGGGAGAGGGCUGCCUGAGGGAUUGCCGGUGGUUACAAAGACGGUGCAAAGAGUGGUGGCCAUACCCAAGCAUCCGCUGGCGGCGUUGGGGGGCUAUCAAGCACCGACAACAGGGCGGGUGGGCGGCGGCAUGGGGGCGGGGGUGACGGUGGAGGCGGCGGAGGAGGCCGGGG